CCGCGUCUCUCCUCCCCCUCCUCGCCUGCUCACUCCUUCAGGACCGGCUGCUGCCCACGUUCCUCCGGUACAACACCGCUCCCCGGUGCAUUUUUUAGUCCGCUGUAGCACUGUACCAGACCACACAACCACCCGGACAACAUGGCAUCGGGCGUCACCGUCAACGAUGAGGUCAUCAAGGUGUUCAACGACAUGAAGGUGCGCAAGUCUUCGUCGCCGGAGGAUGUGAAGAAGAGGAAGAAGGCGGUGCUGUUCUGCCUGAGUGACGACAAGAAGCAGAUCGUGGUGGAGCCGGGCAAGCAGAUCCUGGUGGGCGACAUCGGGGACACGGUGGACGACCCGUACGCCUGCUUCGUCAAGCUGCUGCCGCUCGGCGACUGUCGCUACGGCCUCUACGACGCCACCUACGAGACCCGCGAGUCCAAGAAGGAGGACCUGGUCUUCAUCUUCUGGGCACCAGAGGGCGCGCCGCUGAGGAGCAAGAUGAUCUACGCCACGUCUAAAGACGCCAUUAAGAAGAAGUUUACAGGUAUCAAACACGAGUGGCAGGUGAACGGUCUGGACGAGGUGCAGGACCGCGCCACGCUGGCGGAGAAGCUGGGAGGCAGCGUAGUCGUCACCCUGGAGGGGAAAGCUCUGAGCACCUCCUCGUCUGGAGCACCUCCUCGUCCAGGAGCACCUCCUCGUCCAGGAGCACCUCCUCGUCCAGGAGCACCUCCUCGUCUGGAGCACCUCCUCGUCUAGGAGCACCUCCUCAUCCAGGAGCACCUCCUCGUCCAGGAGCACCUCCUCGUCUGGAGCACCUCCUCGUCUAGGUGCACCUCCUCACGCCCCAGCUCUGCCAAAGUCAAUAUAAAGGAACGAUAACUCCAAAGCUCUGAGACAGGUGUCUUGUCUGCAGCCUGUCUGUCUGUCUGUCUGUCUGUCUGUCUGUCUGUCUGUCUGUCUGUCUGGCUGUCUGUCUGGCUGUCUGUCUGGCUGUCUGUCUGUGUGCCUUCCUGUCCGCCCACUCUUACAUCUGUCAGGAUUUUGCACUGAGGAUUUCAUAGGAUUGUAUUUAUUUGGACAGGAAGUGGAGGCACCACAAGCCUUGUUAAGCUAUGCAUUCAUAUCCUCCUUGCUGAGCACUGUUAGUGUCCCACGCGACC
Messenger RNA from Gadus chalcogrammus (walleye pollock), 1148 nucleotides. Its product is annotated as cofilin-2. Bases 142 to 744 code for a protein of 200 amino acids. NCBI's taxonomy places the organism in Eukaryota, Metazoa, Chordata, Actinopteri, Gadiformes, Gadidae. Gene Ontology annotation, cellular component: actin cortical patch; actin cytoskeleton; cytoplasm. Gene Ontology annotation, biological process: actin filament fragmentation; cell motility; actin filament severing. Gene Ontology annotation, molecular function: actin filament binding. The transcript has 5 exons. The record is from RefSeq and is a predicted model, not a curated record.